Messenger RNA from Asterias rubens (European starfish), 2102 nucleotides. RefSeq names its product protein Wnt-16-like. Lineage: Eukaryota; Metazoa; Echinodermata; Asteroidea; Forcipulatida; Asteriidae. Gene Ontology annotation, molecular function: cytokine activity; frizzled binding. The record is from RefSeq and is a predicted model, not a curated record. Gene Ontology annotation, biological process: neuron differentiation; cell fate commitment; canonical Wnt signaling pathway. Bases 138 to 1271 code for a protein of 377 amino acids. Gene Ontology annotation, cellular component: extracellular region. The transcript has 4 exons.
UGAUGGAGAAAAUUCUUCCAUGUUCUCAGGAUUUAUACUGAUAACUUGUAGUUUUCUUCCAUCAUUUGAGGAAACUUUGAAGGGCAGAAUUCAAAAAUUAGAGGUGAUUUUUUGAGGACAAGGGUUUGAAGUUGGGGAUGGAUUCCAAAAAGUUAGCGAAGUGUGAAUUAUGGAGAUUGACGUUUUCGUGUCUGGUGUUUCUUUGUGUGGUCCCAGCUACCUCGAAAGCAUCAUGGAUGUGGCUCGGAAUAGCAUCCCUUGGUACCGCCAACCAACCAAAUGACAUCCCGGCAAGCAUGGAUCCAGACCCAGUGGUCCAACCGCCCCCCGGCCAAUCCGUUUGUUCCCUCGUACCUGACUUGGCCAACGAGCAGCGGGUCGUCUGCGAGCAGAGACCAGACACUAUACCGGUGAUCGGAGCGGGAGCACGGCUUGGUAUCGUCGAGUGUCAGAGGCAAUUCCGUGAGGAAAGAUGGAACUGUACAAUCCAUGAUCAGGAGCAGAAUGCCUUCGGAAAAGUGUUGAAAACAGCUAGCAGAGAGACAGCAUUUGUGUAUGCUAUUACCAGUGCUGGAGUAGUUCAUGCCGUGACGAAGACAUGCAGCAUGGGUAACUUGACUGACUGUUCAUGCGAUGUGUCCCGCAAUGGUGUCUUCAAUGAGGAGGGUUGGCAGUGGGGAGGAUGUAGCGAUAAUGUGGCCUAUGGAGUCAAGAUUGGCAAGCAGUUUGUCGACGCUGCUGAGGAUACCGACAGCAAAGUCCGCAAUGCCAUGAACUUACACAACAAUGAGGUUGGAAGACAGAUCAUCCAGCAAUUCAUGACGAGGCAAUGCCGCUGCCACGGCGUGUCUGGAUCUUGCACCGUCAAAUCUUGCUGGAACACCGUACCAGACUUUCUAGUUGUUGGAGACUACCUCAAGAGGAAAUACAUCCAGUCAGUAGAGGUCCUCAACCGCCCCACGAAGAGGAGACUACGAAGGAAAGAAAGGAGCAUGCGCAAAGUACCCAUCACCAUGGAAGAACUGGUUCAUCUGGAGAGGUCGCCAAAUUAUUGCGUGCGUGACCUUUCCAAAGGCAUUAUGGGAACAUCCGGUAGAGAGUGCAACCGGACAUCGAGUGGUGGUGAUAGUUGCGAUCUGUUGUGUUGUGGGAGAGGUUAUAACACACAAGAGGUGAGACUGGUGGAGAGAUGCGAUUGCAAAUUCAUCUGGUGCUGUGAAGUGAAAUGUAGGGUUUGUGAAACUGUUACGGACGUAUUCACUUGCAAGUGAGAAUUGAUGUUUUACCAGAACGCCUCUGAGGACCACGCCCAACGUAGAAACUGUAAACAUCCAUGCUGUAGUGAUAAUUGAGAUCUCACCAACUACCUAUUACAAGACCACGCCGCAACGUCGAUACGUGUAAGACCGUGCCCUAAGAGACAACAAAUGACAGAGACAUUUUCUGUGUGAAGGUUUACCACGAGGAGUGCUAUUCAUAUGGUAGUUUGCGGUACCACGUUAAAUCAAAAUAAUUAUUAAAAUUGUAUAAAAAGGUGAUGAUUUAUUGAUUAUAACUUUUCUAUUAUAACAAUGUGUAUUCAAAUAAAAUGUUCCAUUGACAAUAAUACAGUAAUGGCGAUAUAACAUGACGUUAGUGCCUAUUAUUUAGCAACGGUAAACUCUGUUCAGCAGUUCUAUUUGCUGACACCCUUGCACGGUCACAUUCAUGUUAAAAGCAUAGCCUAGGAGUGCACUGUUUGGUUUGGGUGUAUACAGACAAAUUUACCGAAACUAGUGUCUUAGUAUUGUGUCGACCAUCUCAAAAAGGCUUAUUGAAUCCAAAACAACGUUACUGUUCUUUUCCGCGGUGACUUUGUAGGGCGCCCUCACAAAUACAUACGAACGGUUUGCCUCACCAUAAAAAUAAUAUGACGUCCCUCUUUUAGGCUCGUGAACAACGCCAGAAAACUGGUUGGUCUUGAGCACCCGGGAAACUGAGUGACUGCAGAGUCAAUUUUAAACAAUAAAAACUGUGAACAAGCAUUUUAUUUUUUACGCGAGCGGCUAUUCAUAUAUGACAAAGGGAAUAUGAUAUUGCAGCAGUAAUAAAUUAUUUAUAAU